GCAUCCUCAAGUGGCUUGGCAGAAUUUCGACAUAUCUCUGAGCGUUCCUGAGCCAACGUACACUGACGAGCAGAACUGGUUCAAGAUCGACGACUACAGCGUGCCAGAUCUUGAUGCCUGGGCCACCGGGAAGAUUUUCUUCUGUGCGUAUUGUGAGAGGGAGAAAGAAGCCAGCAUCUUUUGCCGGGGCAGCACAUCGUUCAAGUCAGAUCGACAACAAUUCCCGGAUCGAUGCAUUGGUUGCACGUACAGACAUGCCCUUCACAAUUCGUACUACAAGGUCAACGACUACAAGGACCUCCGAACGAGCGAGUCGUACUCCCUUGCGUGUGCAAUGUACAUCUACAUUCACCACUUCCAAGAGACGAAGCCAGGCGACACUUUGCUUGAUUAUAUCAAGAAGUGUUGCCCUAUUGCCUACAGGUCCGUGAGAAAGGUUGUAUCAGCAUAUGGUGGCCUCCGAUGUCCCAUUGCAACUGCAAUCGCGUAUUCGUCCUGGGGAAAGGCAAAGCAACUGGCAUGGGGUCGUGCCUACGACGCACAGAACAACCUUUGCUUCAUGGCGUACUACGAUGCUGGGAACGUUGCCUAUGCAGGUUUCAUGAAGACGUUGUUGACUCCACAAGAAAGGGAAGAGUUGUUCCGAGGCUGCGAGAAUCCCGCCGAGGAGCUCUUGGGCGACGUGUUGGAGCUAUCUUUGGGGCUUUUGACAUUUGGGCCACGCUAUCCUCAUCUUUUCAAGAAAUGGGGAAGUUCGCAAGACAUCAACGCGUGCGUCUGCGGCAUCGAACGAUGUUUCUACUUGUACUCGUCCAAAGAAAGCGUCAAAUUGGAACGCUUCCUUGCAGUACCAUCAUCCAUGGUCGACCAACGUCUCCCUGGGAGUGCUGGUAUGGAUGACGUGAAUGAAGCAGAGGACACCAGUUACGACUCCACGCAUGGC
This is a messenger RNA of Symbiodinium sp. CCMP2456, 943 nucleotides long. NCBI's taxonomy places the organism in Eukaryota, Dinophyceae, Suessiales, Symbiodiniaceae. The record is from the annotation of a GenBank genome assembly.